GCAUGCUCUGUGUGAAGAAUUCCGAGCGUGGCUUUCUGCUGUGACCCAGAUUGAGCUGGAGCCAACUAUUGACAUCUCCUGCGCUAAAUACAAAUAUACCGAUGUCUUGCUGUGCCAUGACGAUGAGCUGGAAGGUCGGAGAAUUGCUUUCAUCCUGUACCUCGUCCCACCCUGGGAGAAAAGCGACGGGGGCACGCUGGACCUGUACAGCACAGAUGAACACUUUCAGCCACAGCAAAUCGUCAAGUCAUUAGUGCCUUCGUGGAACACGCUGGUUUGCUUUGAAGUGUCUCCAGUCUCUUUCCACCAGGUGUCAGAAGUUCUGUCUGCGGAGAAGUGCCGGUUGUCAGUGAGCGGCUGGUUUCACGGCCCAGCAGUAGUCAGACCUGCGCGCCACGUGGAAGCUCCCUUGCCCAGGACCCCGCACAUCCCCUAUGAUCAUGAAAUCUUGUAUGAGUGGCUCAAUCUAGUUUAUUUGGACAUGGACUCCCAAGCUCAAAUCCAGGAGGAAUUUGAGGAGCGAUCAGAAAUUCUCCUGAAGGAUUUUCUUAAGAAAGAGAAAUACCAGCUACUCUGUGAAGCUUUGGAGAGCAAAGACAUCCAGUGGAGUAGCCGGGGGCCUGCCAAUAAAAGACUCUACGAGACAGCAGAGGAAGACAGCCUCCCCGACAUCCUGAAGCAAUUCCUGCAGUUCUUACGCUCCGAGGCCUUGUUUUUACUGCUUUCCAACUUCACUGGCCUAAAGCUGCACUUCCUGGCUCCCUCUGAUGAGGAUGAAGGUGCUGAGGAAGGAGGAGCAGCAGACGUUGCUGGGCACAGCAGUCUCAAACCUGAGCAGGAAGAGACUGAACAGCACGCUGAUAGCAGUCCGCAUCCGCCAGACCAGCCUGACAACAACCCUGGAGCACGAGACAGCGACAGGCAGAAUGGUAGCCCGGUGUGCGCGGGGGAGCUGAGGCGCUGGACCCACGGGCACUAUACUCUAGUCCAUGACACUCAAGCAACAGAAUUUGCUCUCGACCUGCUCUUCUUCUGCGGCUGUGAGGCCUGGGAUGCAGAAUACGGUGGCUUUACGUCCUACAUCGCUAAAGGGGAAGAUGAGGAGCUGUUGACAGUGAAUCCAGAGGACAACUGCUUGGCCUUAGUUUAUAGAGACAAAGAAACCAUGAAGUUCGUGAAAUACAUCAAUCAUCGUAGCUUGGCACGCCUGAAAAAUCAUCCCAGCAGAACAGGCUUUUGGGAUUUUUCCUUUGUCUAUUACGAGUGA
Molecule: messenger RNA, 1267 nt
Organism: Eurypyga helias (sunbittern)
Lineage: Eukaryota; Metazoa; Chordata; Aves; Eurypygiformes; Eurypygidae
Gene: OGFOD1
Product: 2-oxoglutarate and iron-dependent oxygenase domain containing 1
Exons: 10
Biological process (GO): regulation of translational termination; peptidyl-proline hydroxylation
Cellular component (GO): cytoplasm
Molecular function (GO): iron ion binding; peptidyl-proline dioxygenase activity; L-ascorbic acid binding
Source: RefSeq, a predicted model, not a curated record